UAUUCAAGGAAGAAAGAAAGGUCCUUGGUGUGAAAAUGUGUGAAUUUGCAUCUAAAGAAUUAGAUGUAGAUCAUAUAUCUGUGGAUUUUGCUUCAUCAUUUUUUAAAAAUAUAUUUAACGCUAACGAAAAAUUUUUUGAAAAGGCAACACUUUGUACAUUUGCCAAAACGCAUGAAUAUAAAUGUGGAUAUGUUGAUCAAAAUGGAAUACGGUAUGAUGGUGCAUCAAAAUUAAAUGAAUUUAUACAAGUAAUUGGUUCAAUAGCAUCAAAAAAGAAGUUUAUUGGUUGUGCUAAAUGGCAUUUUAGGGAAAAAAACUAUCGUUAUUUAACAAUUCCAAAUAAUGUUGAUUUGGAAUUAUUGGAAAUUAUGUUUGACAAGCAUUUUUAUCAUCCUCGUGGUAUCGACUUUGAGAAAGAUGAAUCUGAUAUAAUAGAAGAAUGUUUUACAAUACGUCCUAAUAGUACACGAUCUGAUGAAUUUCCAUUUUUACAUAAAGUUGGAGAUUGUAUUGUUAAGAGAAUAGUGAAAAAAUCAACUGCAUGUCCAGUCAAAUUUUACUAUAUAAUCCCAAAAAACUUAAAGGAGUGUCCGUUUAUUGUGACUAUUUCUAUAGGACAGCAUAAUCACCCAUCUCCACCAUCAUGA
Molecule: messenger RNA, 647 nt
Organism: Funneliformis caledonium
Lineage: Eukaryota; Fungi; Glomeromycota; Glomeromycetes; Glomerales; Glomeraceae
Source: the annotation of a GenBank genome assembly